AUGGGGACAGACAGCGCCUUAAAUGGGUUUAAAAUCCGAAGUGUUAAGGAUAUCUACAAAAGUUGUGAACGCAAAAAGAACACAUUGGUACAAGAACUAGGUUCUUCCAAUUUGGGAUAUUUGGAGAAAAAGUUACAACAAGAGUUACCUUAUUCUCUUAAGACGUAUUAUCCUGUCAAACUAAUCCGGAAAGGUCUUCUAAAAGACAGGCGUAUAUUGGUGGACAAAUGGCCGGACUUCCAGAUUGUGUUGGUGACUGCAGACAAACAGAAGAAGAUGUCCGCUUCACACAGGGUGUACUGUUUCUGUAAGGACGAUAACUCCUCCACUUUGUUUGAUUCCAUGCUACGCCAGGUGUCGAUCGAACUCAAGAGUUCUCUUAUCUUAUUCGGCUGUAGUCCAGGUAUCACCGAUAAAUUAAUUAGGGUGAAUGGAUCGUUUGUCCGACGUCUUGUAGAAGAUACCUGCAUGCACAUGUUACCAAGGGAGAACUUCAGAAAAGCGUAG
Saccostrea echinata is the source of this 507-nucleotide messenger RNA. RefSeq lists its product as uncharacterized. The record is from RefSeq and is a predicted model, not a curated record. Lineage: Eukaryota; Metazoa; Mollusca; Bivalvia; Ostreida; Ostreidae. Gene Ontology annotation, cellular component: mitochondrion. The coding region runs from base 1 to 507 and encodes 168 amino acids. The transcript has 5 exons. Gene Ontology annotation, molecular function: glycine N-acyltransferase activity.